Aphanomyces invadans is the source of this 2286-nucleotide messenger RNA. RefSeq lists its product as hypothetical. The record is from RefSeq and is a predicted model, not a curated record. Gene Ontology annotation, molecular function: protein binding. The transcript has 11 exons. Lineage: Eukaryota; Oomycota; Saprolegniomycetes; Saprolegniales; Verrucalvaceae. The coding region runs from base 26 to 2254 and encodes 742 amino acids.
CAAAGGCCCAACACAUCGGGGCAGGAUGCGAAGCAGUCUCGCUGCACACAAGCGUGCCUUCAGGAAGAACCAUGCAUCGUCCAACGUAGAAGUGAUUGAGUCAGCCUCAUCCAAGGCGCCAUUUCGUCAAGCGCGGAAGUCGGGUGUCCUGACGUUGCCGGCGAAGGGAUUGACAACGUUUCCAGACGAGGCGCUGCGCUUGAUGGACUUUCUCCAACCGGACGAGAAAGGAUGGGAGUGUGUGGACUUGAUCAAGGUUGAUCUCAGUCACAACGAGAUUGCAUCGAUUCCUGCAGACAUUCAAGGUCUGUCGGGACUUCUUUCAUUCAAGAUAUGCCAAAACAAGUUGGUCGAAGUGCCCCUCGAAUUAUUCUCGCUGACUUCGUUGGUAUACCUCGACUUGAGCAACAAUUGUUUGCGAGGUCCUUUCCCUGAUCCACUCGGCCGCCUGAACAACCUGAAGGAGCUUGUCUUGUCAGGCAACAAGUUGACGACCUUGCCGCCGUCAAUGGGGGACCUGACCAAGUUGGAAGUUCUGCGACUAGAGGACAAUUCGCUCACUGGGUUUCCCGACUCCUUCGGAGGGCUCCAAAAGCUUCAAACGUUGACGGCACAAAACAACAACAUUGAUAGGAUUCCCCUGUCGUUCAAGGACCUCCGACAGAUCGCGACGCUCGACUUGAGCAAAAAUCAAAUUACGAGCCUCAUCGGGUGCUUGAAGAACAACGAAAGACUCAAGUUUUUGGAUUUGCGCCAAAAUCGACUCGGCACAUUCCCAGAGCUCCCAUAUGAGUGCACGUUGGAUACGCUCUUCCUCGGAUUCAACCAGCUCACGACCAUUAACGCCGAGUCUCUCGUGCGGGCGAAGGAUCACUUGACUAUUCUCGACAUCCGCGACAACAAGCUGGCUGUAUUGCCUGACGAUAUUUGUCAGCUCCAUCGGCUCAAGACACUGGACGUGUCAAAUAAUGACCUCUCGGACCUCCCACCAGGCUUGGGUUAUUUGGUUCAUCUGCACCAUAUCCUCACGGACGGCAACUCGAUGCGGGCAAUUCGACGAACAGUCCUAUCGUCUGGGUGCGAGCCCCUCAAAAAGUACUUGCGCACGCGUGGAAAGCCCCCGGCUGGAGUAAACGCACUUGACGAAGAAUUUGACGAGUUCCAGCAAGAGCCGGUGGUUACCGACGUCGAACUGGGUUACGUUUUGCGGGAUGCGUCAGCGUCUGGGACGCUCGAGCUCUCUGACAAAAAGUUUUCCAAAGUACCGUUGGACUUUUGGCGACGAGACCCAAUGGUGGAGAAGCUACAAGUACUCGACUUGUCCAAGAAUGGCCUAGCCCUCGUUCUCUUUGAUGUGGCUACAUGCGUGAACUUGCACACGUUGGUUCUCGACGAUAACGUGCUUGAGAGUGUUCCAGAAUCGAUCCGUCAGCUCGCCCACUUGCAUACCCUGCGCCUCCGCAAGAACAACCUCGUGGAAUCCACGGUCGAUCCCAUCCUCGGCCCCGGCACGCCGCUGUCGUUUCGUCUUAAAGAACUCGACCUUCGCAACAACUCGCUGCGUUGUGUUCCCAGUGGCAUCGCCAAUCUCUCGGCUUUGCAAACCCUGCUGCUCUCGUUCAAUCAGAUCUCGACGCUGGACAAUGUGGAUUGGUCCCGCCUGGUGAAUUUAUUUCAACUGAGCGUCGCGGACAACAAGCUGGUGUCCCUGGGCAACUUGUACCACCUGCCAAAGCUAACGUCGCUGUCUAUCGAAAACAACAGCUUGACCCAGAUCCCGGGGGAAUUGGGGCUGAUGAAACUCAAAACUCUCGCCAUGAAUGGCAAUCCCCAGCGCACCGUUCGCAUGGCGACAUUGAACAAGGGCAUCGACGACUUGCUACUCUUCCUGCGCAAUAAACUGACCCCUGCAGAGAUCGAAGCUUUUUCGGCGCCGCAUGCCAUCAGUGAACCCAGCCCCACUAAAAUCCCGACAAAAAGCUCUCCCCCAUUAGUGAAGCCCCCGGCACCGUCAUGUGUCGUCGACGCGCCACCUCCUCGACCUGCUGAGGCACCAGAAGUGACCCAGCCAGCCCAACCCAGAGGCACGGAUGACAAAGGCCAGGGUACUUCUGCGAUCGAUGCCCGCAUUGCUACAUUGUCCGAGCAGUUGGAAGACCACGGACUCUCAGCGGCCAAACGCUAUGCUCUGAAGAAAGAUUUGGCCAAAGCGCGGGCAGAAAAGAUCCGCGAAAGUCGCAAAGGAAUCAGCUAGAGUAAAUGAAAUAUUCAGAGGGACUUAAACGA